Messenger RNA from Aspergillus caelatus, 1374 nucleotides. RefSeq names its product pyridoxal phosphate-dependent transferase. Gene Ontology annotation, biological process: amino acid metabolic process; biosynthetic process. Gene Ontology annotation, molecular function: transaminase activity; pyridoxal phosphate binding. Bases 1 to 1374 code for a protein of 457 amino acids. NCBI's taxonomy places the organism in Eukaryota, Fungi, Ascomycota, Eurotiomycetes, Eurotiales, Aspergillaceae. The transcript has 2 exons. The record is from RefSeq and is a predicted model, not a curated record.
AUGCCUUAUCCAUCCAUUGUGCAACAAGUUGGCGUGCCUCAUGGUACUGCCAGCCGACCUACACAUUCCCUGUCUCUCAGGGCAAGUACCUCGUUGAGAAACACAAGCAAUGGCCUCUGGGACAUUCUUAACGAUCUCUGGCAUCUGGAGAGCAACCCUCACGGCUAUGUCACACUCGGGGUUGCAGACAAUGCACUGAUGCAAGAACGUCUACUACAUUGCAUGAACAGCAACUUCGAUCUUCCCGGACAGCACCUUUUAUUGAACGACACCAUCACGGGGUCUGUUCGGCUGAAAACUGCCAUCGCUCGCUUUCUCACUCGUUAUCUCAGUCCAGCAAAAGCGCUUAAGCCGUCGCAGAUAGUUGCCGCCAAUGGGGUUUCAUCUGCAACCGAGCAUUGCUCCUGGGCUUUGUGUGACCCGGGUGAAGGGAUGCUGGUAGGGCGCCCGUAUUAUCGAGGUUUCAACAGAGAUGUUUGCCUGCAGCCAGGGGCUAAGCUCGUUCCAGUCAGCUUCGACGAGGUAGAUCCUGUCAGUGUUUCUGCUGUGUCUAAAUACGAAAAAGCCAUCAUAAGUUCCCGUGAGCAUGGCUGUACUAUACGAGCCAUUAUGCUCUGCAACCCGCACAACCCCUACUUUCCCCUUGGGUCAAUGCAAUUCUGGUCAUUCCUUGUGGAACUGAUGAAGCUUUGUCAAAAACAUGGCGUUCAUCUGAUCAGCGAUGAGAUAUAUGCUCUGUCAGUUUGGAGAUAUGGUCAGGACGGGGCAACGCGCAUGGAAGGAUUUACUUCAGUGCUUUCCAUUGACCAUGAGGGACUGAUCGACCCGAAGCUUGUUCAUGUGCUUUGGGGUGUUAGUAAGGAUUUUGGCGCAAAUGGAGUGCGACUAGGUGUGAUUAUUUCCCAAGACAACGGCGACUUGCUUGAAUCGACCCGAGGGGUAGGCCAGUUUAGCUCGAUUUCUGGCUUCGCAGACUAUCUGACGACAACCAUUCUCGAAGAUGAAGAGUUCGUGGACCGAUAUAUUGAGGAAAACCAUGAGAAGCUUGCUGCAGCUUACAACUAUGUUGUCACAUAUCUGGAUGACCACAGAAUACGCUAUGCAAGAGGAUCGAACGCGGGGUUCUUUGUCUGGUGCGAUCUAUUAACAGCUUAUUUGAGAAUCCAAGCAAACGGUCCACCUGAUGACAGCGACUCUGCAAAGUGGAACAGAAGUAGGGAGCUGGCAGGAAAGUUGGCGCAGCAUAAAGUGCACCUUGGAGUUGGCGAUGACUUUGGUAGUGAGCAGCCCGGAUGGUUCCGUAUUACCUUUUCGCAACACCGUGCCCAGCUCGAUGAGGGAUUGAAACGGAUUGUUAAAGCCCUUCAUUCUUGA